Diorhabda sublineata is the source of this 894-nucleotide messenger RNA. RefSeq names its product zinc finger BED domain-containing protein 5-like. The transcript is spliced from 3 exons. Bases 1 to 894 code for a protein of 297 amino acids. Lineage: Eukaryota; Metazoa; Arthropoda; Insecta; Coleoptera; Chrysomelidae. The record is from RefSeq and is a predicted model, not a curated record.
AUGGAUAAAUUUUUAUUUGGAAAACAAUCUACUUCUACGGCAGAAGAUGAUGAACCUUGCACAAGCAGUAUUGCUAAGAAAAGAAAGAUUGUGAAUAGAAAAUACUCCGAAGACUACAUUCGUUAUGGCUUUUAUUGGUGCGGCGAUGAAGCGGCUCCGAAACCAUUAUGUGUAAUUUGCAACGAACAAUUAACAAACGACUCAAUGGUGCCCAGUAAACUAAAUGGCCAUCUAACUUCAAAACAUCCGAAUUGUGCUAAAAAGGAUAUGUCAUAUUUUCAAAGGCUUUUGGCUCAAAAUUUAAAACAAAAAAAAUUUAUGAUGUCGACCGUAUUUGUUUCCGAUAAAGUAGUAGAAGCUAGCUAUUACAUUGCAAAAUUAAUAGCUCGUGAAAAGAAACCUCAUACUAUUGGAGAAAAACUUAUUAAACCAGCAUGUAUGGAAAUUGUGCGAGUUAUGCUUGGACCUAAAGAGGUUCAGGAAGUGAGUAAGGUUUCACUGUCAGCUGAAACUAUUAAAAGACGUAUUGGCGACAUGUCAACAGAUAUUUUGAACACGCUUAUUUUGAAAUUGAUCGCAGCUAACAAUUUUGCUCUUCAAAUUGACGAGUCAACGGAUAUUAAAAAUCAAGCACAAUUAAUUGCAAUUUUACCAGAGUUUAUUGAAAAACUUGAAACACCGGCAGAUUUAUUUUCUGAGAAUCUCAUACAAACUAUAACAAAUCAAUCUAAUUUUAAGUCCGUACAAGACAACAUAAACAAACCCGCUAACAUAACCAAACAAGAAAUGGAGCAAUUGAUUGGCAUGAUAAUAUUCAUAUCUAUAGAUUUAGUUACGAUUUUGAUAUUUUUGCUGAAUAUGCACCAGACAUGGGUGUUAGCGGCAAUGUCGUGA